UGAUGGCUGAUGAUGGUUUGAGGGCGCUUUCCUCAUUGAAUCGUGGAAGUUUUCAACAAAAACAAACCCCUGAAAACAGAUCAUAAUUCAAGGUUUUUCCGUUGUGCUUUGGAAGUUAAUGCGUUGACACUGAGGUUCUGUAACGCAUUCACGUCUCCAGAAACACGUUCACCUUGACCUCUACCACAUUCACUACAGAUCAAAUGAAGUUUAAGAUGACAUUUGGUAGCUGAUGGACUUCACCUGUGUAUUAUAACUGAUUGUUUUAAAAUUCAGUAUCUUGAUUCAGUCAAAUUAUGAUUGCAUUAGUGUACUUCACAUUUUUGGUUUUAAGCACUUUGGCCUUUGGUCUCAAUGUUUUCAUUAAGAAAAGUAAAACUGACGAACAAGUAGGAAACAACCCAAAUUUUGUGCAAUUCCAACAUGCGUAUUUUCUACCAUACUUUUUAGCACUCGCUGCUGAUUGGUUGCAAGGUCCAUACCUCUACAAACUGUACAGCCACUAUGGUUUCCUAGAAUCGCAGAUUGCCAUUCUUUAUGUUUGUGGAUUUGCUGCUAGUGUGAUUUUCGGGACAUCUACAACCGUACUAGCAGACCGCUUUGGAAGAAAAAAACUGUGUAUAACAUUUACAGUUGUAUACUCAAUAUCAUGUCUAACCAAACUGUCAAGAAGCUAUGGGGUUUUGAUCAUUGGACGCAUUCUUGGUGGGAUGUCGACAUCUCUUCUGUUUACGGCGUUUGAAUCUUGGUACGUGCAUGAACACAUAGAGUGUCACGACUUCCCAACGGAAUGGUUGCCAGUUACGUUCUCCAAAGCCACAUUUUGGAACGGAGUCCUUGCAGUAAUUGCUGGGCUCGUUGCUAACUUACUUGCAGGUUUUCUGAAGCUAGGACCUGUUUCACCGUUUCUACUUGCAGUACCGUUGCUUGCUGCCUCCGGUCUUAUUGUCACUAAGAAAUGGCAGGAAAACUAUGGCAACAAGAAAAUGCAAUUGAAAAAAUCAUGCAUCGAUGGUUUAAGACAUAUUGUGAACAGUCAAAGAAUGUUGCUGAUAGGAGCAAUGCAGUCACUUUUCGAAAGUGUUAUGUACAUUUUUGUUUUCAUCUGGACACCAGUCGUUGAUCUGGAUUACCACCCACCACUUGGUGUCGUCUUUUCAAACUUUAUGGUCUGCAUCAUGAUUGGUUCGUUCCUGUACAAGAUUCUGACUGCAAAUCGUGUAAAGCCGUUACAUAUUUUGAACGCUGCUAUAAUAUCAGCGCUUGUUGCAACUGUAAUCUGCAUAGGAUCAACGAAAUCGCAUUAUGAACAGCCUAAAGUGUCUUUUCUAGCAUUUUUAAUCCUCGAGAUUGCUUGCGGGUUGUACUUUCCAUCGAUGGGUUUCUUGCGAAAUGAGAUUCUUCCAGAAACUCAUAAGGUAUCUAUUAUGAACUGGUUUCGUGUACCAUUGAACAUGAUCGCAUGCAUUGGACUAAUGAUUCUACAUGAUGAAGGGUGGAGGAAGGGAACUCGACAUAUCUUCAUCUUAUGUUCGAUACUGCUCAUAUUUGCCCUUCUCUGUGGUUUUAAAUUUUCAAGAUUGUACAAAGAUGAGGAAGUGAAGAAGGAAGUAGAAAGUGCGGCAUAACUGACAAAAUAUUUAUAAUAAAUAAAGGCUUGCUAACUAUUUUUUCCCCUUAAAUUAUUCAGAUAAAAUGUAUGUAUCCAGCUUUUGGUCAUAAGUAAAUUGAAGCAUGCCAUCCCAAAACCAGCAUACUGUUACUAUGUUAAUCUGAUGAGGCAGUAUUGUAUGCUUUAGUACAGGGCAGCUGUAAUACUUGUAAUCAUACUUUGGCAAUACUAAGUUUGACCAGUAUUGAUUCCAGUAUGACCUAUCAUUUUAAAGCUUAUAAUGUGGAGAAUAUAAAUAUUAAAAAUUCAGUUUUCAUUUUUUGGUCAGUGAUGCUGGUUUUAGGAUGGAAGCUAAAGCUAAAGACAAUUUAAGUAAGUACUGUAAAAUGUUUGAAAUGUUCUGUUCAAAUAAUGACAUACUGUAAGGAGAACCUGCAAUAGUGAUUUAUGUACUUUGCUUUCUGUAAUCUUCACUUUUUCAUGUUUAUUUUGUUUGUAUAUUUUUUCAUUGCUUGGAAAUGCACUGUACUGUAAAUAUGUAGAUUGUGUUUUAUUAACCACGUCAACACUUGAUGUACUAUUUUGCUAUUGGUAUUUAUAUAGCACCUGUCCUUUAGGUUACAAAGUGCUUUGUUUUCCCUGGUCAUUGGGUCUACAAGUGUAAGUCUUGCUGCCAUAUAGGCUCAAUAGUAGGCAACCCCACCAGGUACCGUACCGAUUUAUAUUUCUGGGUAGAGAGAAGCAAUGUAAAUAAAGUACAUUUCUCACCACUGCGCUAAACCGCUUCUACAAAUUUUACAGUGUACUCAAAAACAUGUAUUAAUAUAUAUUCAGUUCAGUUAAGAACUUAAUGGGCAUAGGCAGUUUACUUUAUGGCUUAACAUGUAAUCAUCAUUUAAAGCUAAAGAGUAAAUACUGUAUUCUGCAGUAGAAUUUACUGUAUGACCGUUAGACCAAAAAGAAAAAAAAAAAAAAAAGUGUGUUGGCCACGUUUUGGGAAAAUCCAAAACUUUUUUUUCCCUUUAACAACCAAAAAUUUUAGAUUCGUAUUGCAUACCAUCCAGCAAAGUUGGCUAGGCCUUCGCCACCUAGCCUGGCCAAGGCUAUUCCAGUCAAGGAAAAAAAAGCGAAAAUGCUGACCCUGAAUUUCGUAAAAUUUGGGCCAAUUGGGCGUGGCCAACACAAUAUUUUUUUUUUUAUUUGGCCUUAUUGAUUGAUUCUCCAGAGUAAAUUAAAUUUGUAAUUUCAACCUGAAAGAUUUUAUGCAGAAAGCGAUUAGUCACUGACAGCUUGACCCUGUAGUAGGAUAGUUCAUGCAAUGACAAUGGGGCGUUAAGUUCCCGGUUGGACAGACCAGUUUUGUUGGCUUGCUAAGAAAAAAAUUGCGAGUUAUAUUUUCUAAAAGAACUUUAAAAUAGUAUGCGUCCUAGCUGACCUCUAAGUGGAAAAUGUCAUACUGUAUGCUGUUUGACAGCUUUAAAUACUAGUUAAACUGGCAAAUCUUUUGACCUGUUCCGGACUAUACUAAAAGAAAAGUAUGUUCAUAUUGUACCUAACAUUUAUUAUUAUACAAACUCAACUUUAUUUUAAUGGGAACUUACUGAUACUGUAAUACAAAAAGAUGGUUUGUCAAUCUCUGUACUAAGUAACUUAAUAAGAGAAAAAAAACCUCAUAAAUAAAUCAUUAUGAUCACUGAA
Molecule: messenger RNA, 3310 nt
Organism: Anneissia japonica
Lineage: Eukaryota; Metazoa; Echinodermata; Crinoidea; Comatulida; Comatulidae
Product: molybdate-anion transporter-like
Biological process (GO): molybdate ion transport
Cellular component (GO): membrane
Molecular function (GO): molybdate ion transmembrane transporter activity
Source: RefSeq, a predicted model, not a curated record